Hylaeus anthracinus is the source of this 1939-nucleotide messenger RNA. RefSeq names its product ATPase WRNIP1-like. The transcript has 5 exons. Bases 150 to 1658 code for a protein of 502 amino acids. NCBI's taxonomy places the organism in Eukaryota, Metazoa, Arthropoda, Insecta, Hymenoptera, Colletidae. The record is from RefSeq and is a predicted model, not a curated record. Gene Ontology annotation, biological process: regulation of DNA repair; DNA-templated DNA replication. Gene Ontology annotation, molecular function: single-stranded DNA helicase activity; ATP hydrolysis activity; DNA binding. Gene Ontology annotation, cellular component: nucleus.
GUUUUAAAAAUUUCGGUCCCUGAAUGAGACGAUAUCUGAACUUCCUUACUGCUUAUGUGCAAAAUUCAAGUUGCUAGAUACUGCGCUAGAAUAUAGAAAGAUUUAAUGUAUUGAAUUGAUAAAAGUUACCAUUAAUCUCAGAUUUAAACAUGAGCAGUGAUCAAAUUGCUUGCCCUGUUUGUUUCAAAGAAUUCUCUUCUGCGAUUAUAGAAGGUCAUGUUAGUAAAUGUUUAUUUUUAAACGAAUCUGGGAGCAAUGAAUCUUCAACAUCCUUUCAGGAUAGUAGUCCUGCAAGGAAAUUAAUGAAACUGAAUGACACAAAAGCAAAAAGGGGUAAUUUGGCGACGAUGAAAAGAAAAAAUAAUUUAACGGAAUCAACAUCAUUAAACAGAAAUAUUGAAAAUCAAAAAAUUGAAUCUAAUUGCAAUAUAGAUAAAGAAGUUAAAAAGCCUCUUGGAAAUGCCCAUGUACCACUUGCAGAACGGAUGAGACCUACAACACUUGUAGGAUAUAUUGGGCAAACACAUAUUCUUGGGCCAUCCACUAUACUCUCUCAAUUAUUACGUAAAUCUGAAAUACCAAAUAUAAUUCUUUGGGGACCACCUGGUUGUGGAAAGACAUCUCUGGCAAAUGUCAUAGCUCAUAUAUGUAAAAAUAAAUCAGAUAGUAAAAUGAGAUAUGUUAAGCUAUCUGCAGCAAUGGCUGGUGUUAAUGAAGUACGAGAAGUAAUCACUGUUGCUUCUAAUGAAUUAAAAUUUAAAAGACGUACAGUGGUAUUCAUGGAUGAAAUACAUCGUUUCAAUAAAGGCCAACAAGAUGUAUUUCUGCCUCAUGUUGAAUCUGGGACUAUUACAUUAAUCGGAGCUACAACAGAAAAUCCUUCAUUCAGUUUAAAUUCUGCACUUUUAAGUCGUUGCAGAGUCAUUGUUUUAGAAAAAUUAUCUGUACCUAACCUGAUAUCUAUAUUAACUAAAGCUGUAUCCUCGGUAGAAGGUGUAGUGUACAACUCAUCAAAAAAAUUAGAAGAUACUACAAAAGUACCCAAAUUCAUUAUAGAUGAACCAACCAUAGAAUGGUUGGCAGGAACAUCCGAUGGUGAUGCUAGAAUAGCUUUAGGUGGUCUUGAAUUAGCAAUUCAAUCUAAAAUACCUAAUGAGGAAGAAUUUUUAGAAACUGGUCCUGUAACAAUAACAUUGGAUGACAUUAAGGAAAGCCUUAAAAAGUCUCACAUGUUGUAUGAUAAAAAAGGUGAACAGCAUUAUGAUAUGAUUUCUGCUUUACAUAAAUCUGUUAGAGCAAGUGAUGAAAAUGCUUCCAUUUACUGGCUAACCAGAAUGAUAUUAGGCGGUGAAGAUCCAGUUUAUAUCGCACGAAGAUUAGUACGAAUGGCAUGCGAAGAUAUUGGUUUAGAAGAUCCAAAAGCUCUUGGAAUUGCCAUACAUACAAUGCAUGGCUGUAAAAUGAUAGGAAUGCCCGAGUGCGAUGUACUUUUAGCACAAUGUACAACGUACUUGGCAAGAGCACCAAAAUCAAGAUUAAUGGAAGAUGCUCUCAGAGCUGCUCAAAGAGUAGUAGCUGAACACAAAGGUCCUCAGCCAGGAGUACCCUUACACUUAAGGAAUGCUCCAACAAAACUGAUGAAAAAUCUUGGUAAUUAAUUUACCAUUAAAAAGACAACAACAUAUUUCAUGUAAAUUUUAUUUCAGGAUAUGGUAAAAACUAUAACAUGAGACAUAAAGAUGAGUCAGGACUAAAUUAUUUACCAGAAGGAUUAGAAAAUGUGAACUUUUUCGAUCAAAAUUAUAUCUCGUGAACAUAUAACUUUAAACUAAAAUUAAUAAAACGUACGAUAAUAAAGAUAUAUACAGUAUUACUUAACAAAUAAGCAACAUAAUGUAUUAAUUAUCAAAUCUGAAAUAUAUAUACAGUUUUUAUAUUA